Molecule: messenger RNA, 840 nt
Organism: Gekko japonicus
Lineage: Eukaryota; Metazoa; Chordata; Lepidosauria; Squamata; Gekkonidae
Product: netrin-1
Exons: 6
Coding region: 1-840 (279 amino acids)
Molecular function (GO): protein binding
Source: RefSeq, a predicted model, not a curated record
AUGGCAUAUGAGUACCAGUUUGGAGUAUGUACAGGACUGUUCUCUUGCAACUGCAACCUGCAUGCCAGGAGGUGUCGUUUUAACAUGGAACUCUACAAACUAUCUGGUCGCAAGAGUGGAGGUGUUUGUCUUAAUUGCCGGCACAACACAGCAGGACGUCACUGUCACUACUGCAAGGAGGGCUACUAUCGGGACAUGACAAAACCAAUCACUCACAGGAAGGCAUGCAAAGCAUGUGAUUGCCAUCCCGUGGGUGCAGCUGGAAAAACCUGUAAUCAAACCACAGGGCAAUGUCCCUGCAAAGAUGGCGUGACGGGCAUAACUUGCAAUCGAUGUGCCAAAGGUUACCAGCAAAGCAGAUCUCCCAUUGCCCCCUGCAUAAAAAUUCCUGUUGCUCCUCCCACUACUGUGGCCAGCAGCACAGAAGAACCUGAAGACUGUGAUUUCUAUUGCAAGGCAUCCAAAGGGAAGCUGAAGAUCAACAUGAAGAAGUAUUGCAAGAAAGACUAUGCUGUCCAGAUCCACAUCCUAAAAGCAGACAAGGCAGGAGAAUGGUGGAAGUUUACAGUCAAUAUCAUCUCUGUGUACAAGCAAGGGACAAACCGGAUACGGCGUGGUGACCAGAUCCUCUGGAUACGCUCCAAGGACGUUGCCUGCAAGUGCCCCAAAAUCAAACCUAUGAAGAAAUACUUGCUGCUGGGACAUGAUGAGGACUCUCCAGACCAGAAUGGCAUUGUGGCGGACAAAAGCAGCCUUGUGAUACAGUGGAGAGACACAUGGGCUAGGCGGCUGAGGAAGUUCCAGCAACGGGAAAAGAAGGGGAAGUGCAAGAAAGCUUAG